AUGCACCGCUACGCCGCUCUCGGCUUCUUGCCGGUCGCCCUCGGGUGUCUGAACCCCAACACCAAUGCCUGCGCCAGUUACAUCAGCGCCAACCAGGCGACCGCGUCCGCCUUCUGCGCUACCUUCACCCAAAGCGCCGUGACAGCCACCACGGGCCUUCCCUCCUGGGCUUCCAACUGCGGAAACAAGCCGAGCCAGAUCUCCAAGGAGUGCUCGUGCUACUUCACCGGCGGCAGCGGCCCGGCACCCACCUCGGCCUCUGGGAAGCCGACCACGCUGGUGACCACGACGGCCAAGGCCACUCAAACAUUCGGCGGCGUCACCACCACCCUGCCCAAGAGCUCCGGUGCCACGGCCACGUCAAAGCCCAUCACCGUUGCUGCCGGGCAGACUUACGACGGCGGCAUGAAGAACUUUGAUCGUUCGCCCAAGGUCUGCGCGGAGCAGGAGGAGACGGGUGAGGCCGAGGCCAUGUUCGUCCUCCAGGACGGUGCCACUCUUUCCAACGUCAUCAUUGGUCCCAACCAAGCUGAGGGUGUUCACUGCAAGGGCACCUGCACCCUGAUCAACGUCUGGUUCGAAGACGUCUGCGAAGACGCCAUCACGCUCAAACAAUCCAGCGGCACCUCCAACGUCAUCGGCGGCGGCGCCUUCCACGCGUCCGACAAGAUCGUGCAAUUCAACGGCUUCGGAACGGUCAACAUCAAGAACUUCUACGCCAACGACUACGGCAAGCUGCUGCGCAGCUGCGGCAACUGCAGCAACAACGGCGGGGCGCGGCACGCGGUGCUGGACGGCGUGGUGGCCGUCGACGGCGGCGUCCUGUGCGGCAUCAACACCAACUACGGCGACACCUGCACCGUCACCAACAGCUGCCAGGAUGAUGGCAAGAGCUGUGAUCGCUUUACGGGGAAUAAUAGCGGCAAGGAGCCGCCCAAGAUUGGGAGCGGGCCGGAUGGGACUUUUUGUAAGGUUUCGGGGCUCACCACGAACUGUUGA
Messenger RNA from Chaetomium globosum CBS 148.51, 999 nucleotides. RefSeq lists its product as uncharacterized. Gene Ontology annotation, biological process: pectin catabolic process. The transcript is spliced from 4 exons. The record is from RefSeq and is a predicted model, not a curated record. Gene Ontology annotation, cellular component: extracellular region. Gene Ontology annotation, molecular function: pectate lyase activity. Bases 1 to 999 code for a protein of 332 amino acids. Lineage: Eukaryota; Fungi; Ascomycota; Sordariomycetes; Sordariales; Chaetomiaceae.